Messenger RNA from Melitaea cinxia (Glanville fritillary), 3746 nucleotides. It is a transcript of the gene Epp, whose product is annotated as protein UBASH3A homolog. Gene Ontology annotation, molecular function: protein binding. The transcript has 14 exons. NCBI's taxonomy places the organism in Eukaryota, Metazoa, Arthropoda, Insecta, Lepidoptera, Nymphalidae. The coding region runs from base 4 to 2019 and encodes 671 amino acids. The record is from RefSeq and is a predicted model, not a curated record.
AAAAUGGCUAGUCUCCCUCCACGCAAUAAAUCAGCUACUAAUAAAAUAUCUAAACAAGAAGUAAAUCCUUUACAAAUUCUAUUACAAAUGGGAUUUCCAAAAAAUAGAGCCUUAAAAGCUUUAGCAGCUACUGGAAAUCGAAGCGUUCAGUUGGCUUCUGACUGGCUUCUAACUCACGUAAACGACGCUCACAUCGAUGCCAAUGAACCCCGAGAGUAUAUACUUCAUGCUGUCCCAACUGGUCCAUUAUUUACCCAAUUUUUAGACUUCUGGGAGAAAUCGAAAAAGACUGGUUGGAAUGGAGCACACAACUGUCCUCCUCAUAUCACACUUGUACCUUCUUUUAAGGCACCAGAUAAUGCAUCUCUACAAUUAGCAAAAGCAGUAAAGCAAGUAGUAGAUAUUGUAGGACAACCACCUUCCAGUCCAAUAAAAUUAGAACCUUAUAUUUCACCUAACUUUAUUGGUUUAUUCAUAUCUGAAGAGCAUGAAGUUUACUUAAAAAACAUUGCAUUACAGUAUGCUAAGCAAGUAUCUUCUAUAUCAUCAAAUAUGGAGGCGCAAACCAAAUCUUUGCAUAUGACAUUGGCAUAUAAUUUUGAGGAGACUUCAUACGAUGCUCUCAAGGCACUAGCAGAUGAGCUUGAUCUGAGCCAAUUGCAAACACCAGUAUGGGAACUGCGACUUUAUUCGAGAGAUUCACGUUUCUCGAAUUAUCAGGUAUAUAAAGUAACUCAGAGUUACGUGCCCGAGGCCAGUGACGAGUUGGAGUUGGUGCCAGACGAUUACGUUUACAUUGAUGGGAAGCAGUUCGAGACCUCCUCCGACGGCUGGGUGUACGGCACUUCUUGGCUCACGGGUUUAAGUGGCUACUUGCCGGGCGUGUGUGUGCGCCGGACGCCUGACUCCGACGCGUGGACGCUGCAUCGUGCCAUUUCUUUGACUAGCAGUAAAAGCAGUGAUAGUAAAUCGGACUGUAAUACAGAGGUCGAAAUGGAGACCAAGUACCCGCACGAAGACGCUGAAAAACUUGCUUUUGAGAAAUCUGAAGAUAUAUAUAAAACUUGGGAUAUUUUCUGGAAAUCUCAAGCAAUGAAUAUAGUAGACAACGUUUUACAAGAUACGCAGGGUCCCGCAAAAGAAGAGAUUGAUAUUAGUAACUCUUCCGUCACGAUGGAUAGCAAAAAAGGUGAGGUAAAAGAGGGAACUGACAAAGAGCGUCGUUGGAUAUUUUGUCUGCGUCACGGCGAGCGUGUAGACCUUACGUAUGGUUCGUGGGUUCCGUUUUGCUUCGACGAGAAUGGAACCUACACCCGUAAGGACCUCAACAUGCCUUUGACUCUGCCGGAACGGUCGGGCGGCGCGCAGGCGUACGCGCGCGACACGCCGCUGACGCGCGUGGGCGCGCUGCAGGCGCGGCUGGUGGGCGAGGCGCUGCGGCUGGCGGGCGCGCGGCCGGCGCGCCUGCUCGCCUCGCCCGCGCUGCGCUGCGUGCAGACCGCGCACCACGUGCUGCGCGGUCUAAAUGAUUCGACGACGAAAAUAAGAAUUGAGCCCGGAUUAUUCGAGUAUAAACAGUGGUACGCUAAAAGCGGACUGGGGCCUUUUAUGACACCACUAGAGUUGCAUAAAGCUGGUUACAAUGUCGAUCUCGAGUACAAGCCACUUUCAGAGUUGGAUGUGAACAGCGCAGAGACAUUGCAAGACUUUUAUGAACGCAACAAAAGUAUAAUACAAACUGUUGUCAAGGAAACAGAACAAGAAGGUGAGAAUAUAAUGUUCGUGGGUCACGCGGCGACGCUCGACAUAAUGGUGCGGUCGCUGAGACAGCUCGCGUCGGACCGCCAGCAGGAGCCGCCCUACCAGCUGAGCGGCUGCCUGGCGCGCGUGCCGUACUGCGCGCUGGCCGCCGCCAGGGACCGGCCCCUGCAGAUCACAUCGCCCCCCUGUCCGCCUUCCAUCAACUCUAGCUCAGGCCGCUUCGACUGGAAGAUAUUGCUGGACGUCGGAAAUGAAUAAUGUCUUAAGUGAUUGUAAUAAUCAAUUUUAGAGAUGUUAUUCAAGCCGUUGACCAUUGUUGUUAUUCUACAUCAUUAAAUACAAUUUAUAUUGACGCUUCUUAAAUAUUGAUUAGUAUAAUUAUGAUAUAUAAAUUUUUGGUUUAUGUUUAGAUUGCUCAUUUAAUAUAGCAUAAAUUUUUCCGCAAUUGUUACUGUCAAAACAUGAACUUCGAGACUUACAUAGAAAAAUUAUUUCUAAAUUACUUGCUUAAGCAGUUGUUUUCAAUUUAAAGAUUGGGUAGCGUUUUGACGUACAAAAUAUGCGAUAUCGUAUUUGCUUUUGUUAUAAUAAAACAUUUAUAUAGAUCUUAGACUAACUUUAACUAACUAGACUUCAAGUGUUUUUUUUUAGUUUAAGUAUUAAGUGGUUAAGAAUUGUAAUCUACAAGAUUCUUAGUUAAUAUUGAUUGACAUUUGAUUCUGUUAAUAUUUAACACCUACAUAUAAAAUUAAUACUUCAAAAUAAAAUGCUUCAAUUGUUGUAAAAUAAAUAUUAAGCUAGUUAGCCUUUAUAGCAAAAUAAAUCAAAAACAAUCCUGUCCAACUUUAAUAGUUAAGGCUCUGUGAUAAUGAAUUUGUUAUUCAUACAGCCAUUACAUGUUCUUAUUUAGUAAGUAUAAAUAGAGCUCACUAUUUGAUGCAUCUAUGAUAUCAUAAGUUAUAAUGUAUAUUACAUUGUAUGGUGUACAUUUUUUUUAUGUAACACUCAUAAUCAUGCCUUUUAUAUUAUUACUUUUUACCAUUAGGUCGCCAAAAAAGCGUACGGCUCACCUGACGGUAAACGGUUACCGUAGCCUGCAACUAUACAAGCAUCACAAAGGCGGUGCCGUCCCUACCCUCAAUCCUACCCUUGAGCUUUGUAUAUAUUAGUCUCAAUAGUAUGUAACAUAUUUUUCUACGUGGCAAGAGACUUAGUAAUUACUGUUAAGAAUUCUAUUACACUUAUCUUGUCAAUUACUUGUGAGUAAUUAUUUUCAUUAGCAAUAUAUCUGAUUAAUUUUUUUUAAGUUCUCAGUGGAGUCAUGUAGUUCAAACAUUAUUCCUAGAAUGUAUAAGUGAAAAACACUUUUCUUAGAACUCCUUUUAUUCUAAUAAAAUAAAACUUACAAAUCAAUUAACAAAAUAUUUUCGGUAAAUAGAAUCAUUUAUCUCUGAAUAAUAAAAUUAAAAAGUGAUUAAUUAAUUUUCACACAGUGCUUAAUUAAAUUACAUCUUGAUUGCUUACUUGACGACUCAAAGGAAAUAAACAACAUUUUGUCAGUACAAAUAAGUGCCAGUGAUGUUAAAUUAAAGAAUUUUGUAAAGAAAUGUCAAAGAAAACUUUUAAAAACUGAUUUCUUUUUGUUUUGCAAAAAUAAAAUAAAGACAAUAAGUACACACCAAAAAAAACGAUAUUUGAUUUAUCCCUUUUGUAUGAACAUUUUAGGUUAAAUCAACCUCAACAAAAUUAUGUAAUGUUUAAAGAAAUCAUUUGUUUAUUUAUAUUACUUGUUACAAUAAGUUAAAGUUUUGGGUGUCAUUUAUCAUAUCCAUAUUUUCCUAUUUUGCCAAGUAUUUUUAAGUGCCUUUCAUUUUGUAGAAUUUCAUACAAUCCAUUUGUUUUACAUGAGUCAUAUGUUUGUGAUGAACAAAUAUAAAGAUUGUAUUAUGUAAUAUAAUUUUGGUAUAAAUAAAAUUUUAAAUAUA